Molecule: messenger RNA, 311 nt
Organism: Drosophila serrata
Lineage: Eukaryota; Metazoa; Arthropoda; Insecta; Diptera; Drosophilidae
Gene: UQCR-6.4
Product: Ubiquinol-cytochrome c reductase 6.4 kDa subunit
Biological process (GO): mitochondrial electron transport, ubiquinol to cytochrome c
Cellular component (GO): mitochondrial inner membrane
Source: RefSeq, a predicted model, not a curated record
AUUCGAGCUGUCCAUUUAUUGCGAAUCUUACAGUCCAGGAGAAAAGUAAUUUAAUCGAAGAAAAUAUGGCCUUCCGCAUACCUUUUGGCAAGAAACACGCUGAAAUCGCGUCGUCCUUCAUCCGAUCUGGAGCUGGAUUCGGUGGAGCUGCUGGACUGGCGGUGCUCUACUACACCGACUGGAAGGUGGUCCUGCAGUAUGUGCCCAUCUACGGAUCCAAGUUCGACAAGAGCGAGUAAUUUCGACUUGGUCAAUUGUAGACCACAUUAGCUUCGAUGUUUUGCUUGGUGGAAUAAAUUAAGUUCAAACUA